Onychostoma macrolepis is the source of this 2186-nucleotide messenger RNA. RefSeq names its product TAFA chemokine like family member 4b (gene tafa4b). Gene Ontology annotation, molecular function: receptor ligand activity. The transcript has 6 exons. The record is from RefSeq and is a predicted model, not a curated record. NCBI's taxonomy places the organism in Eukaryota, Metazoa, Chordata, Actinopteri, Cypriniformes, Cyprinidae. Bases 326 to 733 code for a protein of 135 amino acids.
CCUCUUUCAUUCAUCUCGUCGGUGAUGUGCGGCGAAGAGAUUCGUAAAAUAAUGGGCACAUUCGGUUUGUGAAGUCUGUUCUGCUCUCCGUGUGACGGACAGGCUAUUGACUAUUGAGCUGGAGUGAGUAGAAAGUAAGCUCAUUUAAAACAAACAUCUGUCUUCAGGACUCCUGCCACGUUUUGAAGCAAGGAGAAUGCCCUCGCUUUCAUAAAAGGAGGAUCUGAACAGUGAUUGAGGAAGCGAGUGAAGACAGAGGAGGACAAAGAAGGAGACAUGGCUGGCUCACAGGGAAGAGAGUGAUCAGAGAACACAGGACAUAAAGAUGAAGCUGUGGGGGCAGUCAGUGUGGCCGUUGCAGGUUGUACUCUUGGUCACCUUGGUAAUGUGCUCGUGCCAGUCGGUUUCUGCGGGUACGCGGAUUCUGCGGGGACACACAGCUUCGUAUCAGGUGAAGCAGGGAACCUGUGAGGUGGUGGCCAUCCACCGGUGCUGCAAUAAGAACAAGAUAGAGGAACGUUCACAAACCGUCAAGUGCUCCUGCUUCCCUGGUCAGGUGGCCGGGACAACACGUGCACAGCCUUCUUGCGUGGAGGCUUCUAUCGUGCUGCAGAAGUGGUGGUGCCAAAUGCACCCAUGUUUGGAUGGCGAGGAGUGUAAAGUUCUUCCAGACCUUACUGGUUGGUCCUGCAGCACUGGUAACAAAGUCAAAACCACCAAGGUCACUCGAUAGCAAGAACAUGGCUGCCGUACCAAGAAGCCCAAGACUCCUUACCAACUUCUAAUGGAAAAGAAGACCCUCUUGUUUAAGACACUGACAUUACAGAGGAUUCCGUACAUGUGAAAGAUGGACAAACUCACUGUAGGCUAUGGCUACCUUGCUUCGACAGAAGAUAUGAGGAUAGACAAGGAUCUCUGUAUAAACCUGAGGUUCGACUGAAGAUGCUGGACACACAGGUGCUCCUGUGAGAGACUGCAUUUGUCAGCUGAAAGUGACUUUAUGGAUUUCAACCGGCUUUCUUGUGUGUGUGUGUGUAUGUGUGUGCAUGUGUGAGACAGAUAGUAGGACUUGGGACUUGUAGGACAAACUGUGGACAGUUCAGACCUGUCUUGGAGCUUGGUGUCUGUAUGUAAGUGUGUGUUAGUCAGGUUGAUGAUGAUGAGACAGUAGUUGAACGCUGUUUAUCCACUUUCCAGCACACAGCAAACUUUACAUUCAUGUGUAGGGUGGGGAUUGCUUUGAAUGUGUGAGUCACAAGUUAUCAAUUUGCUCUUUUGUGUCAAAUGUUUCCUUUAAGUCAUUUUGCACUUCUAAUUAGGGUUGCUGAAUAGGAUCAUAACAACAAAUAAAAAAUUCAUGGGCGACUUUUUUGCACUAGAUAAGAUCAUAUGGAGACAUUUUCUGUUUUCUAGUCUUUUACUGUCCGUGUAAGAUGGAAUUCAAGAGAGAAACAUUUAUUAAGCUUCCUUCCACAAACGCGCAAAGUAGAAAUGCAAGUGAUGUAGUUAUCAGUAAAACAAUGGUAAACUGCAGUAAAAUACAGCUCUUCCUUGCUGUAAAAUGUUACGUAAUGUGAGCUUUACAGAUGCAAUCCCCUUCAAAAAACUUUUAAAACUGACAGCUGGCUAAAAACAUCUAUGUUACUCUGUAAAAAGAUCCACAAACCACUUAAAGGUGCACUAAGUAAAUUUUUUUACUAGGUUUAAAACCUAAAUAAAUGAGAUAAAUGUUUAAAAUGCUGAUUACUUAAAAAAUAAAAGCGGUUUUAUUCUACAAAUAGCACAUUGGACCAUGAUGCUUUGAUCACAUGACUUGCCAAAUACAACACAACAAAUACAAUGGCAACCCAUAUUACCAGACACUGUUGGUUUCAGAAUAAAUUAAUAUGAGGGUGCCGAAUGCAAACUUUUACAGUACAUCCACGCCACUAGGUGUCAGUAUGAAAUUUAAGUGAUCUGUAAGUGAAACAUAACCAGAAAGUUACUUGGUGCACUUUUAAACAAGGAAAUACAGUAUCUUGUUUUUAACAUUCUGCUCUCUGGUUUAACUGUGAAGCUCUCAAAAGUACUCUGUGAAGUUCUGAAAACAGGCUAGCAAUGUGCCGACUGAGAUAAUGAACAUGUUUAAAGAUAAGCGCCAAUGUGAAGAGGCAUAACUCAUGCCCAAUACUGCAAAGAAAUAAAGU